AUGCAUACACGGCCCGUGACGCAUGCCGACAUCCCCGGUAUCGUGGAUGGCAGUGCUGCAUUUCUCGACGCGGAGCUGAAUGUAUGGCUCUACCCUCGCCGUCGUGAGUUCCCAGAAUGCUGGCGCGCACGCAUCGUCCGCGCCCUGCGCUUGAGUCUCGCGAAGCCAGGUAUUCACUCAUUCGUCUGCGUCACCGACGACCAAGACCCUGCAGACUGGCCUCGCGGGAAAAUGAUCGGGUACUCCCGCUGGGAGUGGAACGGUCUCAAAGAUGAUCCUCGCACUUUGAAAUGGCGGUCCAACAACACCGGGGUUGCCAAGGCCUUGGAGAGGACGCUGGUGGACUGGGAAAACCGAUAUGUCGACUACUUUCACUUGGACAAGGCUCUCCACUGCGAGCGCAAGGCGGUUUUCGACAAGGAGAAUUCGGAAUCGGGGAACCCUUACGCGCCGCUUGAAUCGUUCUGGAACCUACUUACUCUUAACACUCAUCCGGAUUGGCAGGGCAAGGGAGUUGGGAAGAAGUUGAUGGAAUGGGGCCUUGAGCGCUCGAGAGAAGACGAAGCCCUAAUCAUCUUGAUCGCAACCACUGCAGGUCAGCGCCUAUACAAGAAGUUGGGAUUUUUCAUAGUCGGAUGGGCCGCUAACGAAAGUAUGGCGUGGGCUGAAUAG
Messenger RNA from Colletotrichum siamense, 672 nucleotides. RefSeq lists its product as uncharacterized. Bases 1 to 672 code for a protein of 223 amino acids. Gene Ontology annotation, molecular function: acyltransferase activity, transferring groups other than amino-acyl groups. The record is from RefSeq and is a predicted model, not a curated record. The transcript has a single exon. Lineage: Eukaryota; Fungi; Ascomycota; Sordariomycetes; Glomerellales; Glomerellaceae.